AUGGAGCAGUCACAGUGUGACAGUGGAGAUCGCAGCGGCCGAGCCCACCUGGCCCCGGGGCUGGUGGUGGCGGGGCCGCCGGCCGGGUCGCCCGCGUUGCCCGUGCCCCCGGGGAUACCGGUUCCUCCAACUUUCCUGCGGCCGCCCAGCCUCUUCCUGCGGGCAGCCGCCGCCGCCGCUGCAGUAACCACUGGAAGCGGAGGCUGCCCGCCGGCUCCAGGUCUGGAGAGAGGGGUGGGCGUGGUGGGCUGCGGCUACCCACGGACACCCAAGUGCGCCCGUUGUCGCAACCAUGGCGUGGUGUCGGCGCUCAAGGGCCACAAGCGCUUCUGCCGCUGGCGGGACUGCGCUUGUGCCAAGUGCACCCUGAUAGCCGAGCGCCAGCGCGUUAUGGCUGCCCAGGUGGCGCUGCGCAGGCAGCAGGCCCAGGAGGAGAGCGAGGCCCGGGGACUGCAGAGGCUCCUAUACACGGGACCCUCGGGGCCCGGGAGUCGCGCCCCGGGUGGCAGCAGGCCCGAGAAUCCGCAGGCUUCCAGCGGCCGUGCUGCGGAGGCGGCGACUGCGCUGGGACUGAGUGCCCUGAGACCGGCGAGUGCCCUGGCAACCCCUGCUUUCGACGUUUUCCAGGCAGAUUACACUGAAGAAAAACAAGAACAAAAAGAGAGUAAAUGUGACUCGUGCCAGAGUAUACAAGAAGAAUUGGUCUCCAAAUCACAUCAACUUACCCUGGGAUCAUCUCCUGAGUCUAAUGGUAUCAUUGGAAAACAAAAUGUCAGGUCAUCUAUUUCAGAAAACUCGAACAAGGAUGAUAGCAUUCUGUCUCCUCACCCUGGGGAGCAGUCAGGAGGUGAAGAGAGCCCCAGGUCUUUAUCCUCCUCUGACCUGGAGUCAGGAAAUGAGAGUGAGUGGGUCAAAGACUUCACAGCCAGCAGAGGCAGCCUUCCCACAGCAUCCUCCAGACCAAGAGACCCGCUUGAUAUCCUAACCAAGAUUUUCCCAAGUUACAGGCGCAGCCGGCUAGAAGGCAUUUUGCAGUUUUGCAAAGGGGAUGUGGUCCAAGCCAUCGAACAGGUUCUCAAUGGCAGAGAGCACCGAAAAGGCGCCAGGGACCUACCAAGCUCAGGAGAACUGGAAAACACAGCUUUUCAGAGAGUUUCCAAUUUUAAUUUAGCUGGAAUUGGUUUUGGAACUCUAGGGAAUAAAUCAGCCUUUUCUCCUCUUCAAACCACUUCAACUUCUUAUGGAGGUGAUUCAAGUCUAUACAGUUUAAAUCCUAGACUAGGUAUCAGUCCACUACGGCUGGCAUAUUCUUCUCCAGGAAGAGGGCUAUCUGGUUUUAUAUCUCCCUACCUCACUCCUGGGUUGGUACCAGCUUUGCCAUUUCGGCCAGCUUUGGAUUAUGCCUUUUCGGGGAUGAUUAGGGAUUCUUCCUACAUUUCCAGUAAAGACUCAUUAAUUGGUGGCAGACUAUAUUCCCGACCAAAUCAAGACAAUCUGUAAUGUAUCUGCCCAUUCUCUCUUCUGGAAUAUUAUUAGAGGCAUGCACUACAGACCCCUUCCCCACACCCUCACCCCCACAUUUGUU
This is a messenger RNA of Condylura cristata (star-nosed mole), 1585 nucleotides long. It is a transcript of the gene DMRTA1, whose product is annotated as DMRT-like family A1. The transcript is spliced from 2 exons. NCBI's taxonomy places the organism in Eukaryota, Metazoa, Chordata, Mammalia, Eulipotyphla, Talpidae. Gene Ontology annotation, cellular component: nucleus. The record is from RefSeq and is a predicted model, not a curated record. Bases 1 to 1500 code for a protein of 499 amino acids. Gene Ontology annotation, biological process: regulation of transcription by RNA polymerase II; sex differentiation. Gene Ontology annotation, molecular function: RNA polymerase II cis-regulatory region sequence-specific DNA binding; protein binding; DNA-binding transcription factor activity, RNA polymerase II-specific.